Messenger RNA from Pseudovirgaria hyperparasitica, 444 nucleotides. RefSeq lists its product as uncharacterized. Bases 1 to 444 code for a protein of 147 amino acids. The record is from RefSeq and is a predicted model, not a curated record. The transcript has 2 exons. Lineage: Eukaryota; Fungi; Ascomycota; Dothideomycetes; Acrospermales; Acrospermaceae.
AUGGUGGCGCACGGCAGAGCCAAAACAAACCGCUCCACCACUUCAUACAUUGGGUUCAAGUCUGAAGGGACAAAGGAUGUCCGCUCCAUCGUCUUUGUCUUCUUUGUCGCUGAACUCGUCACCGUUAUUGUCAUCACCGUCGUCGUCGUCAUCAUCAUCAUCAUCAUCAUUACUCUUCCCAAGUCCAAGACACAGCCGCGCGGUGGGGAGCUGUUCGCAUCGAAAUGGCUCAUCCGACAGUCAACACACCUCCAUCAACCCGUCGACCAGUUUCGCCAUCAGUGCUCACUUACUGUUUCGGUGAUGUUGCAGACUGUAGCAGUUCCGCCGUCGCACAAACCAUGCAAUCCACCCCAGCAUUGGCCCAUUCACUACCAGUGCUCUCCCGGCGCCUCCGCUUCUCCCGUAGCUACCGAGUCGGCCGGCACAUGUGACAUGAUCUAA